Molecule: messenger RNA, 2911 nt
Organism: Formica exsecta
Lineage: Eukaryota; Metazoa; Arthropoda; Insecta; Hymenoptera; Formicidae
Gene: Pink1
Product: serine/threonine-protein kinase PINK1, mitochondrial
Exons: 7
Coding region: 212-2059 (615 amino acids)
Biological process (GO): protein phosphorylation; autophagy of mitochondrion; positive regulation of mitochondrial fission
Cellular component (GO): mitochondrion
Molecular function (GO): protein serine/threonine kinase activity; ATP binding
Source: RefSeq, a predicted model, not a curated record
CAUCUGGAAUCACCGUUUCUAUGAAUUUAACAUGUUUGUGGCGCGUAUCACGCAUCAUCAUGCAUCAUAUCGGUUUUGUUUCGUAUUGCGCAGUUAGAGGAUAAACGGCACAAAAAUUGAGACCUUCGUAGCGACUUUAUCACCGGCCCUCAAGGCGUACUUGACGUACGGGCUUGCCCGCUGGGCUGUCCCCGUCCAAGAGAGCGGAGAGAUGUCAAUACGGACGGUAGUCCAUCGUCUCGUGCAAAAUGGUCGCGUCAUACUGCGCUCAUUACGGAGUAACGAGCGCUUUUACUCGAGAGGAUACGCGGACAAGCAUUUCGGCAAGAUACACGUUGCGCAAAUAGGCGAGUCCCAGAACGGCGGGUUUCCUCGCCAGAAUAGCGGCAAUGCGUGGAGCACAGGCAGGCAUCUCGGUUAUCUAGGAGCGCAUGCUCGACGCAUCUUCGUUGACAAUAUCCUGAAGAGGGUGACUAACAGUCUUGCAGCAGAUUUAAGAAGACGCGCAGCGAGCAGGCUUGUUUUUGGCGAUUCCGCGCCAUUCUUCGCUCUCGUCGGCGUGUCGUUGGCGUCAGGUACUGGGAUAUUGACCAAGGAUGACGAGCUGGAAGGGGUGUGCUGGGAAAUUCGGGAAGCAAUUUCAAAAUUGCGAUGGAAUACGCCGCAGACUGACAAAAAUUAUGAAAUUAUAUGUAUCAACGAGAAUACCGUGAGCUUACGAAAUUUUGUAAUUGGGCCUAUUAUUGCUAAGGGUUGCUCCGCCGCUGUGUACGCAGCACAAUUUGUCGAUGCUGCACAGGACGAAAAUAACGAUUCAACAGAUAUCGAUGGAGAAGCGAAAGAAGAAAUAACUGCGUUCCCGUUAGCCAUAAAAAUGAUGUUUAAUUACGAUGCCGAAUCUAACGCAUCUGCUAUUCUGAGAGCCAUGUAUAGGGAGACGGUACCUGCUAGAAGACAUUAUGGAAACAACGAAUUGGCUAUCUGGGAGCAGAGACUGGCAGAGAAUACAAUGACGCUGCCAUCUCAUCCAAACAUUGUGGUGAUGUAUUACGUCUUCGCUGAUAGAAUACCGAUGCUACCCGGUUCUUGGGGAAUGUAUCCCGAUGCUUUGCCAACUAGAAUCAAUCCUAACGGGUCGGGCAGGAAUAUGAGUUUGUUUCUAGUGAUGAAAAGAUAUGAUGUCACAUUAAAACAAUACAUGGCGAAUCGAAACAUCGAUACGCGGGUGUCGAUAUUAUUGCUUGCUCAGCUAUUGGAAGCGGUAGCUCAUAUGAAUGCAAACAGCGUGGCACAUCGAGAUCUGAAAAGUGACAACAUCCUACUCGAUUUGUCGGAAGAAUCUGACAUUUGUCCGUCCUUGGUCGUAACGGAUUUUGGCUGUUGUUUGGCCAAUAAGAAUCACGGACUAUAUCUACCUUACAACACUCAUGAUAUCGAUAAAGGCGGCAAUGUUGCAUUAAUGGCUCCGGAAGUUAUAAUGGCAGAACCCGGCCCUUUUACCAGUAUAAAUUACACCAAAGCCGACUUGUGGACGGCUGCUACUAUUGCAUACGAGAUAUUCGGGAUGAAGAAUCCGUUUCACGGAGAGAAAGGCGAGAAAGCUGCUUUAAACAAUUACAAUUAUACGGAGAAUGCGCUUCCCGCUUUACCGGAUAAUCUGCCGUUAAUUAUCAACGCUCUUAUCAAGAACUCAUUAUUAAGAAGUGUAUACAAGCGGCUCGACGCUGAAUUGGCGGCGACAAUAAUACAACUAUAUCUGUGGGCACCUAGCUCAUGGAUGAAAAGAGAGGGAUAUUUACCGUCGAGCAAUGAGAUUAUGCAAUGGCUUUUGUGCUUGACCACAAAAGUUCUUUGCGAAGAACGGAACGCAGAUUUGUCCCCGUCACACGGAUCACUCUUUGUCGAUAUCGAUAGACGUCAAGCGUACAAACGAACACUUUCCACGCGUUCUUGUGGAAGACGCACAAUGCCGGAAUAUCAAUUGAUCGCAAGCUUCCUUAGCAGGGUAACGCUCGUUAAUGUUAGAAACGCGUUAAAGUGGAUGCAACGAAACGUAUAACUAAGGAUGGUAUAGUAUUAUAUAUAUAUCGAAAAAAAAAAAUAAUAUGAUCAAAGCUUCGCGAACGGAAAGUUACUUAUUCGUCCUCGACAUAAUCGCGAGCAGUAGUUCAAAAUAACAUCGCGUAAGCUGACAAAUUCUGGUCCUUCCUCCAAGGUUUUUCCUAUCGUUUCUCUCAAAAGAUUAUUGCUAUUGUUAUUUAUAUAUUUAAUUUCCGGUAUUUUAUUUUUGAUACUUGAAGAAGCACAAAAGGGCGAAGGAGCAAUUUUGAAACGUAAAAAUGUAACUUGAAUAUAGAAUUAUCCUUGCUCUGAAAUUUGCGAUUUUCAGAAAGCAUAUGAGCACGAGCCCUUUUGUGAUUCCAAUGCCUUGAUAUUUAAAGGAUGAUUGUAAAUUGUUUUUAUUUGUAUGAAUUUAAUUUGUGUACCAUUUUAUAUUUAUUUGGCAGGCUCUAUAAUUAUUGGUACAUAUACAAGAAAAUUAUUAUUAUAAAUGUAUAAUCACAAAUAUGUGCAUCAAAUGCAUAAGCAUUACAUUUUGAAUCGUCAAAUUGUUUGCCUAUUAGGUCAAAAAUUUAAGUACACUGUGUUAGAAGAAUACAUUAUUGCACAUGGUGUAUAAUAUUAACUUUGAAAAUUCAAAAAAAUAAUAAAUUAUUCUUGCGUUUUCUAUGCAUCAUUAGGAGAACUCGCAGUCAUAUUUACACCAAAUUUUUCAAGAAACGAGGAGGUGGAUUCGAUAAAAUAUCAAUUUCUAAAUGUGUAUAAAAAGUGUAACAUGAAUACACAUCGUCAAUAAAUUUACAUGUAUGUAUAUACUCGGAUGCAAAAUAAAACUUGUAAAUAGAGUCAA